CAAACAUAUUAGACAGGGUGUCCUGUGUGAAAUGUACAUAGUCUAAUCUGUGCAAUGAGUUUUCUACAAAAAUUGAAAUACCAAAGACCAUUAAUAUUAAUGCGGAGAGUGGGAUCAAAUUAUGAACAGACGAAAACAUACAUGAUUCGUGUAUUCAUCACUAACAACCACGAAGUUCAUCUGGACCUGAAGUGAAGAAUUUGCAGACGGUCCCUUAUGUCCAAACCAUCCGCGCGGGAACAACCAGGAAGCCAGUCUUCCAAGUUCCUCCCAACAGUGUUCUCAGUGAAAAUUGUAUUUAGCUUACUGGAGAGUAGGGCACUUGUUGAAGUUGUUUGUUUUCUUAAAUUGCUCAUUACCAUAACGUCAUAUAGAGAAAUGUGGGCCUAAUAUUGCCUACUGCGCGAAUACAGUUCAUUUCUAACAAGAAGUUCUGUUAGGACAGCUGAACACUUGCUAAACAAGGCUUGUUGUGAACAGUUUAGCCUAGCGUAGUUGUGGUAGUUGAACAAGUAAGUGGGUGAUUGUUUUGAAAUUGGAGUGACAGUAACAUAGUCAACAACCAGACACUUUUCAGCCGCUUUAUACCUUAUUUGGGCCACAACAUGAUGCGUAAGAAGAAGAGGUCCAAUGUUGACAAGAAGACGGACAGCAGCUCUGCAGUGCUUGACGCACCAAAAGCAAAGAAGGGUCGGUCAGCCAAGUCUUCAGUGCCUGUGGCCAAUGAUGAAUCAGUAUUUGUGCAGCUUUUACGAGAGUCUGGUGUCACCCUGAAACAAGACAGCACAUCAAACGAGAUUGGUGUGGACCAAGUUGUCUUCCAAAAGCGAUUGCAGCAAAACCUGAAAAAGAAUGCCAGAUAUCCUGAAAUUAUUCAAGAGUUUAUCACGGGAUUGGAAUCUCACAUCGAAGAUCCACAGAGUUUUAGAAAUUGUCUUCUGCCAUGCGUUCCACGCCAAAGUGAUGAAGACUCAAAUUCGGUAUCGUAUCAGGAGAGUCUGAUGCGAAUGUUGCUGGGCAUUGAGAUGCUACAGACCCGGGUCAUUGAUGUUCUAUUUGAGAAACUCCCAGAGUUCAUGCUCGAAGGUGUGGGUGAAGAUGGCCUGAACAUCCCUCGCAUCAUUAUGAACCAACUCAAGUGGCUCGACAGGAUCAUCGAUGGCGCAGAUUUGCCUAACAAGCUGAUGCAGCUGGUGUCUGUGGCGUCGCUGGAGGUGCAGCGUGACAUCAUCACCAGUCUGCCGGAGAUACUGGAGGAUUCACAGCAUGGAGACAUCGCCAGGGAGCUCAACUCACUGUUGAGGGAGAACACCCAGCUGACGGUGCCCAUCCUGGAUGCCCUGUCCAGCCUUAACCUCACCACCGACCUCCUGUCUGAGGUGCGAAGAGCUGUGAUGACCACUCUGUCAGCAGUGCAGCUGGAGGACCUGGCGGUGGUGGUGAAAUUCAUCCUGCACUCCAUCUCUACAAAUGAUGCAAGCGAGGUGGUGACAGACCUGCGCAAGAAGCUGGAGUUGGAGGCGUGUCUGCCAACCAACAUAUUGUCUCAGAGCAGCUCCAGGAACAAGGCAACAAGCACCUCCAGUGUCCCAUCGAGCAGCAGCAGUAGUCAGGACAGCGUCUCUCUGGUGCUGGACGCCAUCAAGUCAGCCGUCCGAUUCCAGAAGAUCAUCUCUGAGGCCUGGAUCAAGGCAAUAGAAAAUGUUGAAGAAGCCGAAGAUCAUAAGGUCAUCGAUCUCCUGGUGCUGUUUAUCUUGCACUCCACCAAUGCCAACCAGAGCCGCAGAGGGGCAGAGCGAGUGCUGAAGGUCAAAGUUCGCGGCGGGUUGAUCCAGGAGGCUCUGCUCCAGAAGACCUUCAGAGGUCACGGGCAGGUGAUGCGCGGUUACUUCCCCUCCAUCUUGGCUCUGGCCCAGAGUCUGUUGCGCUGCGGUGACGUCUGUGUGGUGCCCUUCGCUGGACACCUCUACAAACAGGCCUUCACCACCUUCGACUCCUACUGCCAACAGGAGGUUGUGGCGUCGCUGGUGACACACGUGUGCAGUGGUCUGGCUGCAGAGGUGGACGUGGCUCUGGAACUGCUGUGUGAGCUGGUCAACCAGAAGUCCAAAGAGAUGGCCCUCUACGCCGUCUUCAUCAAGGGUAUCCUGGAUUACAUGGACAAUCUGAGUCCGCAGCAGAUCCGGCGUCUCUUCCACUUGCUAGGGGGCGUGGCCUUUGGUUCGGAGCAACAAGGCGGACACAUCCAGGAUGACAUGCACAUCGUGAUCCGUAAGCAGCUGUCCAGCUCGGUGCUGAAAUACAAGAGGAUCGGCAUCAUCGGAGCUGUCAUGGUGGUGGGCAGCAUGGGAGCACGCAGGGACUACCCGGAGAACAGCCAGGGUGGCACACUGCCAAAAGAGGCACACAGACAGGUGAUUAGCCUGUUGGAGUUGGUGCGUUCGUGUAGUGAGGCGUCUCCUGAGGCUGCUGCCCUCUACUAUGAUGAGCUGGCGAAACUGGUACAGACGGGCAAACUAGACCCCCUCAUACAGGCCUGGAUUGGCAAGAGCGUGUUGGAAGACUUCCAGGAAGACUUUGUGGUGGACCUUGGCCCAGAGCUCUCUGGCUCCUACCCGCUGCCUGCUACGGUGAUGUAUAACCUGGAUGAGGAUGAGAGUCAGGGGGGCAUCGCCGUCAACCUGCUGCCCCUGCUAGCCAAAGACCUCAGUCUCCGUGCGGAGAAGAGGGGGCAGGGUCAGGCCACCAGCAAGCGGUGUGUGUCUCCUCUGUGUCUGGCUCCGUUCUUCCGGCUGCUGAGGCUCUGUGAGGAGGUGCAGUACAACGGGGACCUGGAGGAGAUCGAUGCCCUGCUGGGCUGCCCCCUGAUCCUCACAGACAUGGAGGUGGUGGAGAAGAUGGAGAGCCUGUCCAAGAUGGAGAAGGAGUUCAUGUGCUCGCUCCUCUUCUUCACCAUCAACUGGUUCAGAGAGGUGGUGAAUGGCUUCUGCCAGCAGAAGGACCCCGAGAUGAAGAUGAAGGUGGUGAAUCGUCUCCAGAAUAUCACCUAUCUGCAGAGCCUUCUGGAGAGGUGCCUCGCAGUGACGCCUGGCUUCAUGCCUCCGCUGGCCACCUUUGACAGUGAUGGCGCCGACAUGGCAGCUCCUGGCCCAGCCUCCGCUCCAGCCAAGAAGGCCAAGAGAGAUUCUGGAGGUAAGAAGAGGAAGAACCCAGGCAGCAAGAGCUCCUCAGCAGACAGCUCCCAACAUGAGGAGAGCACUGAGGCAGACGACACACUACAGGAAGCCUCAGAGAAGGAGAAGGACCCUGAGAAGGAGAAGGAGAAGGAGAAGGAGAAGGGGGAAGUGAACCUGUUUGCGUAUCGCCCCUUCUUCAGGGAACUGGACAUGGAGGUGCUGGGGGUGCUGCACUGUGGCAUGCUCUCACGCACCCUACUGGACACCGAGCUCAAUAGCAAGGCACGAGAGGAGGUUCAGCUGGGUCCUGCAGAGCUGGUGUUCCUCCUGGAGGAUCUGUGGCGGAAACUGGACUUCAGCCUGGCCCCUGCUAAGAAGGCCCCUUUCCACAAGGGUAAGGUGGACAGGUCUGUGGGUUUCUCUCAUCUGCAGAGGAGAACUCCUGCUGAGGUGGUCGACCACUGUCUACAACUCCUGCCCACACUCUGCACACACCUGGAGAACUGCCACAACCACUUCCAGACAUUUUUCUCCGAGAACCAGGGUGUGGUGGAUGCUCUGGGGGUGGAUGUUAAGGAGCAGCAGCUCAUGUCCUCAGCCUACCAGCUGCUGCUGCAAGUACUGCUCUGUCUCUUCAGCUGGUCGGGUUUUGGGCAGCCGGAGCACCGGUCUCUGUUGAAGAGCAUGCUGGGAGUUCUGGCAUCCCGGCUGAAGGAAGAGGAGGCCGAGCUCAGCAUGGAACAGCUCGUCAGACACAGCUUUGAGUACCUGCUGAACUUCCGUGCCAGUAUGCCGAGCUUGAGCACAGCUCUGUGUCUGACCCAGCUGCUGACAGUCAUGGCCCCCUUCGCAGGAGCCAACAACCCCACCCUCAGGGAGCAGAUAGCAUCCCUUGCACGCCGCUUCCUGUGUCAGGAGUGGGUCACCUGCAGUGGGGAGAGAGAACGAGGCAACAAGUACAACGACACACUACAGUCCCUCCUCAGUAUCUACCUGGCGCGUGCUGAUGACGUCCUGAAGGCGGUGGAGGAGAUCGCAGAAGAGGGCAUCCCUGAACUCAUCAAUGCCGCUAAAGACGAGAGCUCCAGGAAAUGGCCCACUCUACACAGAUCCACCUUCCUGGUGUACUACAAGAGCAUGAUGUCGGAGUUGGAGAAGGCCAUACGAAAGAUCCCCGCUGGAAAACAACAUGACAGUAUGGAGGUUCAGAGUGAGAAAUUGCUAACGUGGAACCUGGCUGUGAGAGACUUCCACAUCCUCAUCAACCUGGUCAAGGUGUUUGAUAACAGACCUGUGCUUACCGUGUGCCUGAAGUAUGGGCGCCUCUUCCUGGAGGCCUUCUUGAGGCUGGGGAUGCCUCUGCUCGACUUCAGCUUCAAGAAGCACAAGGAGGAUGUGCAGAGUCUGCUGAAGACCUUUCAGCUUAGCACCAGGCAGCUGCACCACAUGUGUGGACACUCCAAGAUCCAGCAGGACACAGGCCUGACCAAUCACGUGCCAGCGUUGAAGAAAAUUCUGGAGCUGUUUGUGUACCGCGUGAAGGCCAUGCUCACCCUCAAUCACUGCCAAGAGGCCUUCUGGCUUGGGAACCUCAAGAACCGGGACCUCAAGGGUGAGGAGAUCUUGUCCCAGACGGCUGCCCAGGAGAGUGAUGAAGAUGAAGAGGAGGAGCAGGAGGAGAGACAACAGGACCAGUCUGAUGAUGAGGACAGUGACUCUGACGGCAGGAAGAACGGUCAGAACAGGGAGGAAGACGAAGAGGAAGUAACAGACGAGUCUGACUAAGGGGGAAAAAGAAGAAAGAAAAGCUGUUCACCACUUGUUAAAUACAGUACUCUCAUUCACAUCGCACAAGCACAUUUUGUAUAUGAUGUCCAUUUUGUAAUGCAUUCUUUUUUUCUUUUUAAUUUUUUUUUUUACAUCUGGCAGUUGAGUUGGCUGCUAUGUGUGAAGUUUUAUGGAAAUGACCAGAUGGAUGAUGGGUCUCACGAUAUAACGCUGGGUUUAUGUUUGACUUUUAUACACAGAAACUGUUAAUAAAAUGUCCACAUAGCAUACAGAACGUGUACAGUACAGGCCAAAAGUAUGGACUCACCUUGUCAUUUAAUUAAUUCUCUUUAUUUUUGUGCCUUUUUACAGAACUUAGUACAUUUUCAGGGAGGGCAUCAAAACUGUGAAUGAACACAUGUAUAAUUUUGUGUGUAUAUAAAAAAUAAAAACAAUUCUUUUAAAAAAUAUCAAAAAAUGCCAAACAGUGACAUCAACACAGCAAAGCUGAGAGCCCCACAUGUUUGAACAAGCUUAUUUUUCGGACUAUUUUCAAGUAAAAAUACCCAGUCAGUCGAGUCAAUUUUAAUGGAUACAAGCAAUACAAGACAGAUUUUCUUGAUCUGAUAAUGGGUCACUUGGUCAGCAUAGCUGGUUAUCUAGGUGUAACAGUGAUACAAAAAGUAAAAGUGAAAAACCCUGCCACAGAUUCCCUCCAACACAGGUUUGACCUCUCCAAGUAACUGGCUAUGACUCAAUAUCAGAUCAAGAAAAUGUCUGUAAAAUGCUUGUAUUGGCAAGUGUUCAAAACUGGGUUUUGGGUCUCAAAAUUCUAGUUCUACAAUUCUAGUGAGUUAUUGGAGGACUUUAAUGUUCAAUUAGGAUUGACAUGACUGACUGGGCAUUUUUAUUUAAAAAUAGACAAAAAUAAGCUUAUUGAAAUGUGUGGGGCCAUCAGUUGUGCCAUUUUGACGUCAGGUGACAGCUGACAUUGCUUUUGGACAACAGCUACAAUGAUAUAUAUUUUUCUAAGCACGUAAUUCUCCAUGUGUUCAAGCACAGUUUUGAUGCCCUGCAUGAAAAAACACAAUGAAAAUCCACGAAAAUAAAGAGAAUGCAUAAAUGAGAAGGUGAGUCCAUACUUUUGGCCUGUACUGUAUGUUAACGAGUGUGCAAAAGUUGAUUUUCAUUUAUUAAUGUGUAAUGAUUUUUAAAAAAAAUGUAUUAAAGAUGUAAAAUAUA
Messenger RNA from Engraulis encrasicolus (European anchovy), 6185 nucleotides. It is a transcript of the gene fancd2, whose product is annotated as FA complementation group D2. The coding region runs from base 606 to 4961 and encodes 1451 amino acids. The transcript has 43 exons. The record is from RefSeq and is a predicted model, not a curated record. Gene Ontology annotation, biological process: mitotic intra-S DNA damage checkpoint signaling; double-strand break repair involved in meiotic recombination; homologous chromosome pairing at meiosis. Gene Ontology annotation, cellular component: condensed chromosome; nucleus. Gene Ontology annotation, molecular function: DNA polymerase binding. Lineage: Eukaryota; Metazoa; Chordata; Actinopteri; Clupeiformes; Engraulidae.